Molecule: messenger RNA, 428 nt
Organism: Tricharina praecox
Lineage: Eukaryota; Fungi; Ascomycota; Pezizomycetes; Pezizales; Pyronemataceae
Exons: 1
Coding region: 148-354 (68 amino acids)
Source: RefSeq, a predicted model, not a curated record
AUCCCUCCCUCCCUCCCUCCCGUCCGCGUCUCAGCAGCUAGAUAGGAAGUUAUCCAGUGCGAGUUGAUUCCUUCCCCGUCCCGCACCGCACCGCAUCCCCCGCAGACACAGACACCGAGAUUUUCUGCCUUCAUCGCAUACUCGCCAAUGGCCGAGUAUGCGUGCGGCAAUACUGUGCUGCUAUAUAGAGUAUUCAGUUCGAUGGUGCCGAUGCCGAUGAGUUUCACGUUGUUUUUCUUUCGAGCGCCGUAUCGCUUCCCUCUACUAUCGUCCUCUGUGGCGGUGUGGCUUUCUGUGGCUAUGUAUCUACAUAAUCUACCAGUAUUCCCGUGUGUGGCUCGUGCGAUUUGGUAGAUUGUUUCUCCCGCCACAUACCACUUCGUACUAUGAUAUGAGUUACACAGGUAGAAUUACUUGCCGUCCCUCUC